UUGUACAUGCGCAGACAUCGAAGUGACGUGUUAGCCAUCUUAGAUGCGAUAGACUUGACACUUUAGGGAAAAAUAAAUAGUUUUCAACAUGCUGCGGUUAACAGCAUUAACUUUAAUAGUUUUUAGUGUUAGUAAUGCUUUUUAUUUACCAGGACUUGCGCCUGUAACAUAUUGCAAGGCUGGAACAAAACCCGAUUGCAAGUCGGAAAUACCAAUAUACGUUAACAGACUCAACUCAAUUGAAACUAUUGUGCCUUAUGAGUAUCACAAGUUUGACUUUUGUACUGUUGAUGAAUCGGACUCCCCAGUGGAAAAUCUAGGUCAGGUGGUGUUUGGUGAGAGGAUAAGGCCUUCACCAUAUCAUCUAUCAUUUUUGAAAGAUGAAAAGUGUAAAAGUGUUUGCCAGAGGGUUUACAAUGCUGAUAGAAAAGAAGAUAAAGACAGACUCAAGUUUCUGAAAAAAGGAAUUGCAAACAAUUACUAUCAUCACUGGAUUGUGGAUAACAUGCCCAUUACGUGGUGUUAUGAUGUAGAAAACAAUCAGAAGUACUGCUCCAGGGGAUUUCCCAUUGGUUGCUAUGUAACCAAGGAAGGCAAAAGGAAAGAUGCUUGUGUCAUCAGCGGAAAAUAUGCAGAAAAGGAUACAUACUAUGUUUUCAACCAUUUGGAAAUUAAGAUGUUUUAUCACCAACCCAGUGAUGCGGAGUGGGAUGCAACUCUAGGCUCUGUAGGGGGUCGAAUUGUCUCAGCCAAGGUUAUCCCUCGCAGCAUCAAAUAUCCAGAAAAAGGACCCUUCACAUGCGGAGAUCAAAGUGCUCCCAUGGGCAUUCCAGCAGAAGUUAAAGGAACUAUAAAGCUGAACUACACUUACUCUGUCACUUGGGAGCAAAGUGAUGUGAAAUGGUCAUCUAGAUGGGAUUACAUCUUGGAGUCUAUGCCCCAUUCCAACAUUCAGUGGUUUAGUAUCAUGAACUCCUUGGUGAUUGUUCUUUUCCUGUCUGGGAUGGUUGCCAUGAUUAUGUUGAGAACACUCCAUAGAGACAUUGCUCGAUACAACCAAAUGGAUAACUCUGAGGAUGCCCAGGAAGAGUUUGGCUGGAAACUCGUCCAUGGGGAUGUAUUUAGACCCCCAAGGAAAGGCAUGUUACUUGCUGUACUCAAUGGGAGUGGGGUCCAGAUUUUCUUCAUGAUGUUCAUUACUCUUGUGUUUGCCUGCCUUGGAUUCCUGUCUCCAGCCAACCGUGGCGCACUGAUGACCUGUACCCUGGUGCUGUACGUCUGUCUGGGAACUCCCGCUGGAUAUGUAUCUGCUAGAGUGUACAAAAUGUUUGGAGGAGAAAAGUGGAAAUCAAACGUCAUCUUUACAGCAUUCCUCUGUCCAGGGGUUGUGUUUGGGGUGUUCUUCCUUCUAAAUCUGGUUCUGUGGACUCAGGGAAGCAGUGCUGCCAUUCCCUUCUCUACCCUGAUAGCCUUGCUGGCCCUGUGGUUUGGUAUCUCUGUCCCUCUGACAUUUGUAGGGGCCUACUUUGGUUAUAAGAAGAGGCCAAUUGAACACCCUGUUCGAACAAAUCAAAUUCCCCGUCAAAUUCCUGACCAAUCGUUUUACACCCGUCCCCUCCCAGGAAUUCUGAUGGGUGGAGUCUUACCAUUUGGUUGCAUCUUCAUCCAACUCUUCUUCAUUCUCAAUAGUAUAUGGUCACAACAAACCUACUACAUGUUUGGCUUCCUGAUGCUAGUCUUCAUCAUUCUCAUCGUGACUUGCUCAGAGGCCACAAUCUUACUGUGUUAUUUCCAUCUCUGUGCUGAAGACUACCACUGGUGGUGGCGUUCUUUCUUGACCAGUGGUUUCACCGCGGUGUACCUCUUCGGAUACUGUAUUCACUAUUUUGUGUCCAAGCUGGAGAUUCAUGGAGCAGCCAGUACCUUCUUGUAUUUCGGUUACACCUUCAUCAUUGUGUUUCUUUUCUUCCUGUUGACUGGUACAAUUGGUUUCUUUGCUUGUUUCUGGUUUGUCACCAAGAUUUACGGAGUCGUCAAAGUCGACUAAAGACUUAACCCUAAGUGUGUUAUGAAGGAACCAUUUAUUGUGAUACAAACAACAGACAAUUGAGAAGAAAUUCAAAAAAAAAAAAAGAAAAGAAAAAAGGAUGAAAGAACUCUCAUUGCUUAUCAGAUUAUUAUAUGGAUCUGUUAAACAUUUUGUUAUGGUUAUAUGUUCAAGUUUUGUGUAACUUAUUCAAUGGAAAACAAAUUGACAACCUUAAGGCUUAGUUGAAACCUACAUGUAUCCUUAGCAUCUACCAUGGUAGUAUGGUAAACAUGAGUAUCAUAAGGUUAUCUUGGCUGUGGGAUUUUUUUGUUCGAAAUUUGGUGGUAAAAAAAAAAAGAAGAAAAGAUUGACAAAAUUAAAUGAACAAAAUUUUCUAUGUUACAUAUUCUGUAUGGAAAGUAAAAAAAAAUUGAAUUUCUGAAGAAGGACUAUUCAAUCUAAUUAAAAUUAGAUCUAAGGUUCACUCGUGUACGAUCGCUACACUAAGAUAGAGCAUAUCGUAGAGGAGCAGAUUUACAAGUCUGAUUUUAAUUAGAUUUAAGUACUAUUAUACACCAUUUUUUCAAGCCAAUUUUACAACUACAGUAUUUCAAGUAUCCCAACAGCAAUCUAAUGAUUUACUAUGGAGGUUGAGUGUCAAAAUAUCUUCUCAUCAAAGGAUUAAUAAAAUAUUUUGAAAUGUUGUAUCUAUAAGCAAAUUUUGUGUCAACUUGCAAAAUUUAUUUAUUGGUAACUGUUUCUAGCAAGAGGAUAUAUAUGUUAAUUUUGAGAACAUGUUCAAGGCAUUUCAUGUAUGGCUGCUCAUUAACUCUAAUGUGUGUUGGGGUGUAAUGACCAUGGUAAAUAUGUGUACUAAUAAUUGCCAUUU
This is a messenger RNA of Magallana angulata, 2918 nucleotides long. Its product is annotated as transmembrane 9 superfamily member 2-like. Gene Ontology annotation, cellular component: membrane. The coding region runs from base 89 to 2047 and encodes 652 amino acids. Lineage: Eukaryota; Metazoa; Mollusca; Bivalvia; Ostreida; Ostreidae. The record is from RefSeq and is a predicted model, not a curated record. The transcript has 17 exons. Gene Ontology annotation, biological process: protein localization to membrane.